Messenger RNA from Lymnaea stagnalis (great pond snail), 22863 nucleotides. Lineage: Eukaryota; Metazoa; Mollusca; Gastropoda; Lymnaeidae. The record is from the annotation of a GenBank genome assembly.
AGUCGAUGGCACCCGUGUUCCGCUUGUAAUGAACAGAAAUGGCUAUCCCGGAAGACAACAAAUGCAUAAUUGUUGUUCAUUGAAAUAUUUGUUGUUUUCCCUGGACUUAACUUUGGUUUCUCAAUGACAUUCGGAUAUUAUUGAAAUGCAAUACAUGACUUCAAAGAUUUCUAUAAAAUGCUACCUGUGGUGUGAAUUUACCUGUCCUUUAUUUUCAAAACAUCAUGAGAUGAUCAUGUAGUGUAGAGGCCCACAGAAGUAGUGUCUCUUGAAAUAUACCAACUAAUACUACGAAUACUCUACUUGUACUGAUACUAUACUAUUCACAAUACAACAAAGAAGUGCUUUUUCCAAAGAAGCAAUCUUUGAAUCUAAAAUCUAAAUGAUAUAAUUAUAAUAUAAUAAAAGAUAGGCCUACUCCUAAAGACUAAAGAAUUUAAAAGAAUUGAAUAACAUUUUGGGUACAUUUUGAUUUUCUAAAGUUAUUCAUUCAUCACUGCAGAUAUACACUGACUUAUCAAUUUCUGUACACAAUUUAAUAGCAUAUUGUUGACUUUGAUUGAUUCAGCCACUUCCAGUGAGGAUGAUGCCAUUAAUUUCAAAUUGUAAACCUCAUUUAUAAUUUCUAAAAAGGCCACUUAUUAAAAGAAUAUAACUUCAAGAAGUGAAGGCCCCAUCGCAACUAUGGUUCUGCCACUCUUCUUAUUAAUUGUGUGCAGUCUUUCAUUAACCAGUGGGCAAAUUACACCACCACCUCAAAUAGGAGACAAACCAGUUAUAUCUGACAACAGGAUUUGGUACCUCAAUCACAUACCCCAACGAUGUCGUCCGCCAAUCAUCGACAGAUUUGUGGGUGGGGGCAUCAUCAAAGACAGUAGAGCGCUCAUUCUGAGAGACAGCCCUCACAUUAUAAGGGGCAACAUCGAGAUAGCCCCGAGUGGCUGUCUCUAUAUUGAGCCUGGGUGUGUUCUCAAGUUUGCUCCAGGAAUGGGUAUCAUUGUCAAUGGUACUCUAAUAGCCAGGGUAAGUUUUAAUGGGAUUUUAUUUUAAAGAAUAUGCCGCUAUUUUAAAAGGUUUUACUAUCACUGUUACUGUGGAGUUUCAUUUUUAAUUAUUUUAAACAAUUAAAAAUUGAGAAAAUAACUCUUAAACUUAACUUGAACCAUUAAAAAAAAGCUGGUGACUCUCUGUUCUAAACACUGGUGGAAAUGGUGUUACUAUUUACCCCCUAAUUCCCCAUCCUAAAAGAGAAGUGAAAUUAAAUUGCAAUUCAUGUGUGGCAAAAGGAUUAAAGUUAUUUAUUGAGGCUUCAGACUGUCAAAUAGUUCAGUAAAAGCCUUUUUCUCUUGAGCUUUCAAAAUUAAAAAAAGAAAGCUUAAAAAAGAUACUUUUUAUCCAUACCAUGUUCAUUAUGGACAGUUAACAUAAUGAGUUUUUGCAAGGGGAAUAAUAUCUUCAUUUAUUAAUUGCGUUUUCAGGGGAGUAUUGACCCUGGUGGGCGCAUCACUAUGACAAAAGCUGAAGGCCAAGACCUAGGUCAUCCAAGUGGUAACUGGCAGAAUGAUGCACGUUUGUCAAUGGGGAACACAACUCGAGAUGGACGAUUGGAUCUCAACUUCAAGUACAAAUGGAGAGCCAUGUGUACAAAUUAUAAUAAGUGAGUAUUUUUUUUUUGUUUCUUCAUUUGACUUAAGGAGGGCAGAAUCAUUGUUUUAUACAACAUUGACUAGUGAAUGUUUCAUCAUAAAGUAACAUUAAUUGAUACUGUCAUUCUCAUCAUAUUAACAAAAUAAAUACACUAUUUUAAGAAAAUAUUUUGUUAUGUUUGAUAUUAUUUUCAGCUUCACCGCAAUUGAUGCCAACGUUACUUGUCGUCACUUGGGUUUUCUGAAAGGAAAUUUCACGUAUCACUCGUUUGCCCGAAACUUAACUGAUUACAUACUUUGGGAGAAACCAGACUGUAAGGGAGGAGAAAACAGUCUAUUUGACUGUCCAGGUGCUGUCAACAUGCAGAUCGGAAGACAUAUUUGUGGUAGGAUAACGAUUUUAAGUUUUUUUUUAUUUGCUUAGCUAACCAUAGGAUAAAAAGAAUUUAUAGUUUAGCAUAUUGAUACAAAUGAUUGUUUUCUGAUGAAACUAAAAGCUUACAUAUGAUAUGUUUGUAAAAAAAAUGAUAUUGUAAACACAUCCUUGAAAAUUACAGAUGGACAGGAGGUUGUAGGUUUCCAGUGUGAGGGUUUGCGGCCAGGUUUGGCCCUUGACCAUUGGAGGGGCAUUGACUUUUACAACUCAAGUACAGAGGCCAGAUAUACGGUAUGCUUGUUAAUAGCAUUUUUUUGGGAUGAUUUAAACUACUCCCCUAGAAGCUAUUUUUAUCAUUGUUAGUUUUACAUAAGCUGAGCAUACUAUAAGGCAAGUUGGUUACAUUGACUGGAAGUCUGAUCUCAUUAUAAACAGUUGAAUGACCACUUGGGUUUGGGGCGAUGAGCUAAAUGAGUAAACAGAAUUUGUUAUCUUUUUAUUGUUUAGAACAAGCCAUCAGUUAAGCACUCGAAAAUGUAAUCAUUAAACAAUUUCUUUUGUACUGGUAACUCAAAUCAUGCCUUUAAUUUUACCACCUCCAGAUUCUAGGAAACAAUAGAGUCUACAUGAAUGUGUCACUGUCCUUCUUGGAAUACCUGGACAUCAGCUAUACAGGUCUUGACACGUUUCAUGGCUAUACAUCAGAUCCUGAAGUUUUUUACCAGAAAGCUGCCAUAAGUGCAAGUCCACAUGUGCCUAUGAUAAAUAAUGUGACAAUUCGCUAUGGUGCCUAUGAUGGCCUGAACUUCACAGAAAUUGUUGGUCCAAUCCAUAUUGCCAAUUCAACCAUCUCACAAAAUAGAGGUUAGAAAGGGUUUAUUGAAUUUUUUAAUAAUUUUUAUGAGUAAACAAUGUCUUGCCCUUAAAUGAAACUUUUUCAAAAUUUAAAAAAAAAAAACAGGAACCAAGCAUUGACCAUAAGUUUGUAGGACAUAAAAUAAUUAGGAUUUUAAAAUUUUAUUUUGUUUCAACUUUUUUUCCAUUCAACUAAUAAACAUUUUGAUCCAAUUUUACAGGUUACGGUAUGUUUAUUCAGUCAUCAGUUGGAAGAACUUUGGUGAACAUGACUGAAGUGGACCACAACUGGGGUGACGGUAUCAAGUUUUACAUUAGCAAUUUGACCAUAUUUGAUUUCCGCACCAAGUUCAAGCCUGAGAAUUCCAUGUGUAUGCAGGUGAACACAGAGGAUGUGACCUACCCAUUCUUCCAGCAUAUGGAUUUGGUUCAGGUCAACGGAAAUGACCUAUCAAUGGUUUCCGUUGGAGGAUACUGUGAGCGGGUAAGCUGUUUCCUCUACAGUAAACUAUGUUUGCCAUUAACUAUGUUUGAUACUUAGUUGCAUGACUUUUUGUCUCAUCAAUGCUAUCUACUUACUGCUUUUUUGUAAACAGAUUAAUAAAAAUAGAAAUUUCACAUAAUUAGAAUUUCUCUGUGUAAUAUUAUUAUUUAAUUUGUAAAUUGAAUAUAAAAAAAUAAUUAACUUUUGGGUCGAUGAAAUUCAUUUAAUUAAAAUUCGCUACCUUCGGCUCAACUUGAAUAUUAAACGUUCAAAUUUGUAAACUUUCAGUCUUAUGCCACGGCUUCAAACAUGAAAAUAACUGUUCAUUUCAUGAUUAUGGAGCGUGACCCAGAUGCCAAUGGCACACUGAUAUUUAGAGAUGGCGGAGAGCUGGGGAGACGGACAGACUUCCCCAUCUUUAAUGGAUCAUUUCCAGAGUCAUUCACCACACGGACAAACAGACUCUUUGUCAGGUUUCAGUACUCUCAACCUACCAGCAAGAUUUGCAAGACUUUUCCACCUUGCAUUAGAUUCUUGUUAGAAUUCACUUCAAACUAUGGUAAGUCUUCUAAAAGUAAAAUUACUAGUCAUUCUAAUUUUUUUUUUUAUGAUUAAAACAUUGUAAACAUUUAUCUUUUAAAAAUUAUUAUUUUUUUUACAAAAGGCCCUAUAAAAUAGCUGUUUAUCUAUUAAUCCAGUUAAAUCGUGGAUUGCAGUCAGUAAUUUUCAGUUUAUGCUGAAUCUUUUUUGCCUGUAUUACGAGCAUUAUUAUGGGAUUUCAAGAAAAAGAAAAACUUAAUAAAAUUAAUAAAAACUAAUUUUUUAAAAAUAAUUUAGCAUGUCAUUCUUUCUUAUAUUUGAGAGAUGUCAAUUUUAUUUUCUAGAUGUUGAUGAAGAAUUCAGACUCAUAAUGUCUAAUGUGCAUGACAACAUUGGCUAUGGUGUAAACAUCCAAGACAUGCGAAGCAAAAUACGAAUCAGCAAUGAGACUGUGAUAUCCAACAACCACUUUGGAGCUGGUGUACAUAUCUAUAAGGGUGCUGGAGAAAUUGUUAUUAAUGGAACACGUAUUGAGAAAAAUGUAGAUUCUGGAAUUAAUAUUACGUAUUCAGGGGGAUAUCAGUUGAUCAACAACACAGAGCUGAUUGGAAAUAAAGGUUAUGGAAUUAUAACAGAAUAUAUGAAGCUGAACCGCACUCGAAUAGAAUCUAGGCUUUUUGUGGAAAUUGUCAGGGCAAAGUUUAUUGAAAAUCAAUUAAUAGGCCUACGAAUGGGAAAUUACUGCAGGGGUGGAGAGAUUCUUGUGAAUGAGAGUUACUUUGCCCUCAACUACGAUGAAGCCUUUGAGUAUUUAUCUUGCAAUAUAUCCACCAUGUAUAAAACCAAGCUGAAAAUAGCUUUCAAUAAGUUCGAUAACAAUUACAGGCAUGCCAUCUUCAUGAGGCCCUUGUUAAAUACAGAUGGAUUGAUAACAAACAACACUUUUGUCAACCACACCCUAGCAACAUUCAGGAUAGACAAUGGUUAUGAUCUCUUAAUAAGCAGGUGGUAUCGUGACUUUCCAGUAAGCAUGAACAUGUUUGAGAAUGUAUUCAUCGAAAAUACAGGACGGUAUGUUGUCAAUUUACGUCUGACUCAGAACAGCGCAGUGCAGAAUAUGGACUGCAAGUUUAACUACUUCCAGCGCAAUGAAAUCAAUGACUCUUUCUUGUAUGUUAAUCCCAGAGGUCGUGCCAAUGCUGUCAUUGUGUUGUCCUCAACAAAUAUCAGGUUGAUGAGGAAUCAUAUAGAUAAUCCCGGCUCCAUACGGGAAUUGUCAACGCACCUUGCAGACCCAUCAAUUGUUAUAAAUGCCAGAGAAAACUACUGGGGCACUGAGAUCAAUAAGCAGUCUGAUUACAAGAAAGUCUACAUGUCCAUCUUUGACCAGGUGAUUAAAAAAAAUUUAUAUAAUUUCAAAACUAAUAAUUUUUCUAUGCAGGCUAUAGCUUUAACCUUGUAGUAAUUUUCUUCUGUUAUGAUAAUUUUAUCAAGUGAGGAGUGGGAUUUAUUUUUUAUGUUUUCUAUAGGCUAUUUUCAGGUUUUCCCCAUGCUUUGUUUUACCCAUUUCCUUCUACCUAACCUGAUUGCAGUCUCCCACAUUAUUAUCAUUUAGAAUGUUUGAAUAUACUACCCCACAACUCAAACAUAGAAACAUAAGAGAGGUUAUGAGUAAUACUAUUUUUGUAGGCUGCUAUUAAUUUGUUAAAUUGUGAGUUUGAAAUCUGUUGUUAUGCAUUUAGAAUGUUUAAAUUUGUCCUUGUUUAUAAGUCACUUAUAUUAUAAAUAAAUAUGACCAAGCUUAUGCACAUGAUUUCAGGAUGAUCGCUACAAUUUGGCUAAAAUUGAGUAUCACCCAGCACUGAGAACAUUACGACUCUAUGAUAACUACUUAUCAGAUGAUGUAGCUCAGUAUGUUUGGGAAUUCCAGCGAGGAGACACUAUUGGUGGUGUUUUGGAGAAUAGCUUUAUUGUUGGAAGAGGGAAAACCUACUAUGUAGACAGGGACAUAUAUGUUUUCAAGGAUAAGGUACUGAAAAUGCCUAAAUUAUUUUCAAAUAACUUAGGAACCAUGUUUAAGAGUUUCAAGAUUAAUUAGUCUUAAAUUUAAAUUAAAGAAAUAUUGCAAAUGUCUACCCAAAACCAUCUAGUGCUAAAUAAUAGUAUUAACAUUUUUUAAAUCAAUUUUAAAUGUAAAAUUUAUGUUUAAAAGUUUUCUAAAUGUAUUUUAUUCAACCCAGCAUGCCAAUAAAUUUUAUUUAUUUUCAGAGUUUAGUGUUAGAACCUGACAGCAAGUUGAAAUUUAGCCCAUCUGUUGGAAUAGUGGUUCAUGGGCUACUAAAGGCAGAUGGGAUAAAGCUAGAGUCACCUGUGAUCUUUGACAUCAGCGAUAAAGAAGAGUUUGUUCCAAUGGAAAAUCGCACAACCAGCAUAAGAUUAGUGGAAGGUGAAGACGAAUUUGAAGGCAGGCUAGAGGUGGAGAUAAAUGGCCAGUGGGGAACAGUGUGUAGAGAUGUUAGUACUGUUUUCUUUUUUUUUCUUCUUUUUUUGAAGAAUUUCUUUUUUAAUGCAUAGUGGUCUGCAUGAAUCUUAAUAAUACUUUUUGAUUCUGAUUUUUGUUAGCAUAUAUAUUAAUGAAUAUGUUUACAUACAUUUUACUCUGAAUGAUUCAAUUAAACUUACUUAAAUGGUUUUUGUGAUCAUUAAUGAGAAUUAUUUUUCAAAUGUUUAUCCUCUAAUGUUAUUGAAGGUAGCAGUUAAUAUUUAUGUGCUAAAUUCCUUGUCAAUGAUAACAUCCGUUUUGACUGAUCGGCAGGGCUGGAUUGAAGAAAAUUCACUGCUAGUAUGCCAACAGCUUGGUCUUGCCCUUAAUAGGGACUACCCAUUAGCGAAGAUGCAGCGUCGGGCACCAAGUAAUACUCCAGUGCUGAUGAGUUGGGUGUCUUGUGACGAGACUGAUGUUGACUUCACAAAAUGUCGAUCUGUCAAUGACGACGCUUACACAUGCAGCCAUGAUAAGGAUGUAUACAUAAAAUGUUUUCGUCCUACAUGGGCAGGUAGGACAGUUUUAUGAAAAAAUCUGUGAAACAUCUUUUAAUUGGAUGACCAGUUACAACUAAUUUAGACUACCAGCGUUUAUUUAUUAGAUAAGUAUAUAUUGUAGCUGAUCAGUUUUUGAUAUUGAAAAAAAGUUGAUUUCCAUUUACAAAAUAGUUAGGAGAUAGUAAAAAUCUUAUUUGAUUUUUGGAUCUGUUAACAGCUGCACAACAUAAAAAUUGUUUAAAUUCAUUUCAAUUUCUAGGUAUCACUUUAGCAGCUGCCUACAGGCACGAUCAGAACCAACCAUUACAAGUUGAAUCCCAAAUUCGUCAUUUGAAGCUUUUUAAUGCUGGCUUGCUUGACCCUGAUUCUGGAAUUCUGACACCUGCCAUCCGCAUAGACUACAAUUACUAUCAGAUCUCCUAUUUGACAGUUCAGAACUCAAUGUCAGAUGGGGUCUAUGUCUCAUACAAUCACCCAUACAGCUUAAAUAAAAUGGAGUAUCUUACUGUGACAGACAAUGCUGGAAAUGGUGUGGUCACUAAAUCACCUAGAUUAGAGGUUCGGAUAUUUUAAAAUGAAUUUUCAGCUCAAAAGCGUUACCUUUAGCAUUAAAAAAAAAAAAAAAUCUUUCACAAAUUACAGUAGAUUUUACACGUUAUAUUAGUUGGAUAUUUUUGUGCUAGCUUCCAAGUUAGAUUUUUUAAUGCAACCAAAUAGAUCUGAUGAUUUGGUGCGGUGAGAGGAAUUGAUGUCUAAAAAUAGUAAAAAUUGAAUACUAAGAGCUUUAAAAAAAAAAAUCAAUGAUUUUCAAAUUUUUAAGCAUUAUAUAAUUUCAUCUUUGAAACAAUUGCAUAUUACAGGUGAUGCACUCCAAGGUGGACCGGAAUUUGAAGGCUGGCUUUCUUUAUAACCCAUACUUCACGGAAUACGAUGUACUUUUAAUACGGAACAUGAUCUACCCAGACAGACGCAUUAAUAUGUUUGCACAGCCACAAAGGAUCCUUAACAUUGAUCAGAUCAUGUUUCUGAUUUGUCCUUCAGGGAAUUCUAUUGAAAUGAAAGAGUAUAUCGUGGAAAUUAGAGGUUCCUCAUCAUCCUAUAAACUAUCCCUUCAGGUAAAUUUUUUCAAUAAUGCAAUUUGAUUUUUUUCUAAAUUUGUUUCAUUUGAAAAUAUUAUAUAUCUAAACAUUAUUAUGCUUCCUUUCUCUGUUUCAUGACAUUGAAUUCAUAGUCUUGAAAUUGUAUGUAUGACUCGGAUAUAAAUAUAAUCUGUCAGUAGUUUAACAUUUCAAAUACCUGGGGUCCAAUAUCUCUAGCUCACUCUCUAUUGAUGAAGAAGUGAUCAUCAGGAUCGCAAAAGCAGCAGCAACUGUGGCUAAAUUGAAUUAGCAGGUGUGGAACAGUCCAAAACUCACUUAAAGCACAACACUAAGUGUCUAUCAGGCAUGUUUGCUCAGUACAGGACUACAUGGCAGUGAAGUGUGGACCACAUGUCAGUCAUGAGUGGAUGCUCGAUAGCUUCCACCAAAGAUGUCUGGAUAUCUGUUGCACUUUGUAAAUUCAAUGGCAGGACAAAGUGCCCAACACAAGGGGUUUGGAAUGUGCUAAAAUGUACAGAGGCACUUUCGUUUGUUGGGCAAGGUAAGAAAAAUGGAGGAAGGCCGUAGUCCAAAGAAUCUGCUUUAUGCAGAGUUGGCAGAAGGGGCAAGGCAACAAAGAAAUCGGCAAAUGGGAGAUCAUCGCUGAUCAUCAUUCCAGCUGGUGAUCAGCAGUGUAUGCGGUAUUUAAACAAGCAGAAGAUGGGCGAAAAAAAACAAACCUUUCCAAAGUAAUGAGCUUUAAGGAGGGCCAAAGUGAACAGGCAUCAAGAUUUUCCUGUGAGAAGUGCACCCAAUACUGUCAUUCCAGGAUCAGCCUCGUGAGCCAUUUGAUGAAGUGUCAGUAAGCUACUCCAUUGGAAGGAUGUCAUAUAUUUAUAUAUAUCCAAAUGAAAUUAUCUAGUUCUUGAAUUGCCUUCCUAUUUUACAUAGACUACAGCUUGAAUAAAUUUUUAUAAAAAUAUUUUAAAUGCAUAUAGCAAGCUUUUGCACUUUUAAAGUAAACCAAAGACAUUGAUGUCGUAAAAUAUAACAAGACAAACUACUAAAAGCAAUAAUUUUUUUCUAUCAGGUAUUGGAUUAUCUCCCUGUGGAAUCAUCUGAAAAAGUCAUUGUCUAUGACUCGCCCAUCAGUGGCAUCACUUCCCCUAACACAAAAAGAUGGGAAAUUGAAAAGGACCUGGUUGAUUUUCCAAUCAUCUCCAGUGCCAGCGUGCUGACCAUCCAGCUUAAAGUCAAUGGUCAACUGUCUGGCAGACUUGCAUUUGCUGUAAUCUGUCGUAAGUUAAGCAGUUGUCAGAGGACUUAAACAUUUAUGUUGAUACCUUGAAAAGAUUGACUUAAGCGGCGCUAUAAAUACAGAAGUUUAAAAAAUUUUCCUUUCUUUGUUUCAGUGGUAGUCUACCAAAAGCAAAUUAAAUGUGUGUUCACAUUUAAAAUGCUUAAUCCAUAAAAAAUCACUUUUUUUUUUUCAAAUUAUAACAAUUUGUAAAAAAAAUAACCAUAUUUUACACAGGCAACUAUGACUCGCUUGCACCUGUUUUACGCACAGCUGUAACCAACACGUCAUUUACUGGAAAUAAUCAGGGUAUUGUUACAAAGCAUUACAAUAGCCCUUCCAAUAGACGGCUUGAGUUGUUUCACAGACAUGUUUUGGAGGAGUUGUACUUCAAGGUCUGUUGUUUUUAUUUAUAUAUCAAACUGGUUUUACUGCAAAAACUUGUACUUCAUAAAUUAAAAUGGAGAAGUUUUACUAAUAAAUCGUUUGUUUUAUAUUGUAAUUAUUCAAUCGGAAACCCUAGUACUUCUAGGUUAGAUUUGUAUUUUCAGUGGGCCAGACUUCUCCAGUGUUUUUUGCUAACAGUACAGUCCUUUAUUUUACCAUUUGAAAUAUUUUGUAGAUAUCAAAACACAUUUAUUUGUGUGUUCAUAAUUUUUAAAGAAAAAUCUACUUUAAAAUUAUUUUAUAUAAAACCAUUCUUAAAAUGAAGUAAGACAAUUAAUUUUUGAAAUAAAAAUUAUUUUUUAAUUUAAAAAAAAAAGGGCUUUUAAUAUGGUUUUAUGUUAAAAUUAUGUUCUUUAGAUGUGAUUUUUUUUUUCAACCAGGAUUUGAAAGUGAUUAGCAGUGUAAAGCAAGCUAUGCACAUGCCAAGUGUGACCAAGUUCACUGAAGACUAUAUUCCAACCUACGAGGAUAUGACAAGAGCAGAGCGGGUUGCUGUUAUUGUUUACACUGUGUUUCAAUCCAUAUUCACAAGCAACAACUAUGGCAUACUAGCAGAACACAAUCAUGUGGAUUUUGCUAACAAUGUGUGGCAGUGGACCAUUGACCACGUAACAAUACAAGGAACACAAGCAGGUGGACUUGAAAUUGAAGUUCCGAGAGUCAAUGACGAGACCGAGAGGCAAGCGCAUGCUGCUCGUGUUGUGGAUUCAGUGUUCAAGAAUAAUCUUAACUUUGCUUUUACGAUUUCCGGAUACUAUGCCAAUGUCAACAUUGACAGGAACUCAUUCACUGACAAUGUGUGUUUGCUGGGUCUUGUUUCACUGAUGGGUAUGGAGAAAAAUCUGACCAUGAACAGUAACUCCAUCAAUAACAACGUAGGACGCUACAUGGUGGAUAUGGACAUUUUCAGCCAUUCUGAAUAUUACACAGAAAUAAAAGGCAAAAUGGAUCUGAAUGCUAUUACCAAUAACCGCUAUGAAGGGGUGGAGCCACCUGGUGCUGCUUACAGUCCAAAAACGUAUGCAGUGGCAGUUAGAGGGCUUCAGAAUUUGAGUGGUAACCGAAAUAUCUUCAACAAUCCCCAGCUAGGCUAUGAGUAUGUUGCAGGAAUCACUGCACUCUCAUUGGGAAACUCUAUGGAUUUGACACUCAAUUAUUGGGGUGUCACAGACCAAAGCAGCAUUCGUAGAAGAAUUUUUGAUUUUGAUGACUGGAAUAAUUAUGUAAUUGCUGAUUACUUCCCUUACCUGACAGUAGCAGAUCCAAAUGGCCUCCCAUCAACAGGAAUACGGGAGGAAAACUACUUGGAUCCCAAUCACCUUGGUGGCCGGGUAGAAAAGUCUCAAAUCUUAAUGGAGAUUGGGAAACCUUACAUUGUUAAGUCAGAUCUUACCAUCAUGCCGGGGAUCACUCUCACAAUCCCUGCAGGCACUGAACUGCAGUUUAUGCCCAAUGUAGGGAUUCUAGUCUUGGGUCGUUUGGUUGCUAAUGGUCUUCCCUUUGCCAGGAUUAAAAUGGGACCUUAUCAGCCAAUAACAGCUGGUCGUAAGAAGAGAGAAUUGAUUCCCCUCGAAAGGGAGGAAAGGGAUUCCACCGCAACGCAAAACAUUCGCCUCAGAGGGGAUGGCACCCUGUUUAAAGAUGCUGGAUUUCUUGAGUUGUACAACGCAUCCACCAGAACCUGGAAUAUGAUGUGUGACAGCCAGUUUCAUGAAAAAACAGCUGAGGUUGUGUGCCGAGAGCUGAGAAAAGAAACCAUUAACGUCAAAGUCCGGUUCACCUACCUCUAUGACUACUAUAUUUAUGGCAAGCCACAGUAUUUUAGGAAGGAAUUCUGGUACAAUAUUUACAAUUGUCGAGGGGAUGAGACAUCGCUCAACCAGUGUAUAACCAGAUACAACUACAACCUGCUACCGUGUGUUUAUGCCGCUAACUACACAUUCAUCACAUGCGGAGACAGGAACUUGGAGCCCCACUUGGACUACUGGGGAAACAUAAGAUUUGCCACGGAUUCAUUUGAGGAAAAGCCUUUGGAAUCCGAUAUAGGAAUAGACCGUUCUUCCAUGACUUACUUGGACAUUGAAGGUGCUGGUAUGCUCCAUGGAGAAAAAGUAGGUGCGAUUCAGACGACUUACACAACCCCAGUUUUUGAAAAUGUGAACAUCACAAAAUGUGCAGAAAAUGGUUAUGACAUCAUCGCCCCUAGACAAGAACUUAAUCUCCAACUUCAAAAUAUUUCUGGAAAUUUGGGCUUUGGGGUCAAUGUCCUAGUGCUUAAUGGUGAGUCCAGCAAUCGUCGGUCAUCUUUUAUGCCCAGCGGCCUCAACACCAUGCCUUACAAUGUCUAUGGCCUGGUUGAUGCAUGUAGGCUAGAAAAAGUGAUUGAAGUUAAAACAAGGGUCAUCUUGUUUUACAAGUAUGGUCCGCAAAUGAGAGACUGUGUCAAGAUCUUCAGGUAAGUUAAAAUGUAUUGAUAGAUAUUUGCUAAAGUUUGGGUGUGGAUGUUAUGGUGAAAUUAAUGGAUAUUUUCUUCUUUUUGUUUUUUUUAAAAGAUCUAUAAUGGUUUGAAUAGUGGGGACUGAACACACAUUCAAAUAAUAGAAUGAUUUAAGUAAGUAAGUUACUAGUCAUGGCUAUAGUUGCAAGCCAAGAUAGAAAAAAUGCUAUCUUACUGACUUGGAUCACAGCCAGCUGGUGGUCCUUGGUCAAUCCCAAAAGCUUUAUUUAUAAAACAGGUGCCUUUUAGUGCCUGGGAAGCCCUGAGCUUAGCUUACCUCACAUCCCCUCAACUAAUGGGUGGAGAUGGUGUUGUCAACCAAACAGUGGGAAAGUUAGGAACAAGGCCGGUUCUCUUAGUAAGCCAUUGCAAAAGAUUGCCAACUCUGUCUGUUCCUACAUUACUACCACAACAUAGAGAAAAAGAAAUAUCUAAAAACUUGAUAUUAUUGUUGUUAUUACUCCUAUUUAAUUUAUAUUUAACUAGAAUUGUUUUCUUGUACUCAUUGAAAAUUAAUUUGUUUAAAUUUUAAUAGCAUAAAAUCCUAACAAAAAUUUAGGAGGUCAAUUUGAAAUUACUUGAUUGUUAACAAAUUUUAAAUUUAUUUAUGUUUUGAUAUCAUGGCUCAUUUUGUUUUAGAGCAUGUAAACCCAACACUGAGAUUAAUCAAGGAUUUAAAUUUUUUCAUCUUAGCUCAAGAAAGACUAUUGGCUUUAGGUUCUUGCAGAUAAACCUUUUCCAAGAGGAUUUCAGUCGAAAUUUGAUUGAGAUUUUUGAUGGGACUGAAGUUGGACAAAGAACCCUUAUUGGGAGCAUAAUGUCAAAUAGCAGUAAUGCAGACAUCCAGCGUUUGUAUGAGACUUCCAGCAAUACAAUGGCUGUGCACGUUCAUGCCUCAGUCAGCUAUGGUUCAUAUGGGUUCAUUGCAGAAGUUCUCAAGCUUCCAUUAUCAGGACUUACUUCCCCCAGUAAGUUAUAAUUUUGUAGCUUUAUUUAAAUUUAAUAUGGGUAAACAUGGUAAAGUAAAGGAAACCAUACAGAAGCUUUAAAAAAUGGCAUGUGUAUUUAAAAUAGUUAAAAAAUGUAAUAAAUUUUGGAAAAGUUAUAGUUGUUGAUAUCAUAUGAGAGAUGAAAAGGAGAAACUUGUUUCUAAAUGAGAUCUUUUGAGUAUGUGUUUUUUUUCCCUAUCUUUUUUUGUGUAUUCAUUUUCAAAAAUGUGUUCUUCCCUUCCUCAUUUGUUAUAAAUUAUCACAGGUACAAGCCAUCGGGUGGGUCAUUUAAUAGUAAAAUAAAACAAAAUACGUAUAAAGGAUUUACACCAAAAACAAAAUUGCUUUUAGGCAUUGUUUCAAAUACGGUCACUUGUAACAACGCCCCCCCAUAUAUUCUGUUUAUGGGACAGACAAUUAACUUUUUACUGAUUACUUUCAUUUAUAUCUAACCUCAACAAACACUUCCAGCCAUGGGCACCCGCAGGUAGGGGCAAGGGGGGGCAUUUGCCCCCCCUCCCCCCUGGAUUGAUUGAAUAAAAAUUUUUAGACAAAAAUAGACAAAAAAUGUGUUAAAGUAAAGAGAAAAUAAAGAGAAAGUAACUAAGCUGGUGUCUUGUCCGUUAGUUCACCAUGCAAAUAUGGUACAGUAAAUUAAAACUAUAUUAAAACAUUACUAAAAAAAAUAUGCCCCCCCUCCCCCCCCCCUAGAAAGUUAAUCGAUUUUUUGGCCCCCCCCCUAGAAAGUUUUCUGCGGGCGCCCAUGCUUCCAGCUUUAAUGAUUUUGAACAAUUAAAGAGCAAAAUGCAUAUAAACUAUAUUAAAACAUUACUAAAAAAAAUAUGCCCCCCCCCCCCCCCCCCUAGAAAGUUAAUCGAUUUUUUGGCCCCCCCCCCCUAGAAAGUUUUCUGCGGGCGCCCAUGCUUCCAGCUUUAAUGAUUUUGAACAAUUAAAGAGCAAAAUGCAUACUAGUCCAUGAGAUUGUGUGUAGUGCAUUGCCAUGAAAACAUUGGACAUUAAUCACUAGUUUGAUUAAUCCUCGGAUAUAUAUUCUUAAGGUGCUGAGCUAAUUGCUCUUGAUGGUGUGGGUAGUAUAAUAUUAGCAUGUCACCUCUGCCGGGCACUGCUGAAAAGUAAAUCCAUUUUUUUUAAGGAUUUUUUCCCCCCUGGACCAGAGCAUACGUAGUGCAUUGUUGUAUUAAAGUUAACAAUCUCUUGGAGGUACAAGGCAGAAUAAAUAAAGUUAUUUUCCAUUUUUUUCCAUUAGGUUAUUUAGGAAGAACUGAAAUGUGUGCAAAAUUCUUAUGUCCUUUUUUUUAAAUUGCAGACAGUGAAUAUACACAUAGAGUUCAAAAUGCGGAGAUAAGGAAAAACGAAGAUGGAGCUAUUCAGUAUAAGAAUGUAGGGGAGACAACUCCGAACCUGUUCAUUGAGCACUGCUACAUCAGUGAGAAUGGUUUCCCCAUUCUGAAUCUUACCUCUCCUCCUUCCAUUGAUAUCUCUUUACAGAGCACUAUCAGCUUCAGAUUUUCUCAUAACCAGGUCAGAAAGCUUAAUUACUAUAGACUAUUAAUAUGAACAAAAUGUAUUGUUAUUAUAUUUUAACUUACUUCACUCUUGUGCCGCUGACUUUUAAAAUUACUUUAGAAUGAUAACUUAUUUUGAAGGCAAAAGUGAAACACUACCAAUGUCAGAACCAUGCACAUUUAGCACUCUGUGUUCAUCUGUAUCAUACAGUUUAAAAAAAAUUGUUUUAAAUUUCCUUCCAGUUGUAAAUUAUUCAAGCACUGUCUAUUGGAAAUAUUAAAAAGUCACAGUAUUUAAACAACAGUUUAAUAACUUGCAGAAAUAAAAAUCGACCCCCCCCCCCUUUUUUUUUUUUUCCCCUCUGUUUUUAAUAAUGCUAAUCAAUCAUGUCUUGCAGGUUUCCUACAAUCAUGGAGGGAUGUACAUUUUUGCUCACACUUCUACCAUCAACACAGCUCUUAAGGGAAAUAUGACCAACAAUGUGUUUGCCUUUGGUAAAAAUGGGGAGGCUCUGAACAUAUCUGGCCACUACUUCCAAAGACUCAUGCUGCACCAGAACUACAUUUAUAACUACACCGCUGGUAACUAGUUGUAUAUUUAGAGUCUCAGAAAAUUAACUUUUUACUUGCUUGUGUAUAAUAUCUUCCUCCAGUUCAGGUAUAAGUUUGCUCUUAGAUGAUUCAGUGAUGUUAGUCUCUAGAUGAUUCAGUGAUGUUGGCCUCUAGAUGAUUCAGUGAUGUUGGUCUCUAGAUGAUUCAGUGAUGUUGGUCUCUAGAAAAUUCAGUGAUGUUGGUCUAUAGAUGGUUCAGUGAUGUUAGUCUCUAGAUGAUUCAGGGAUGUUAGUCUCUAGACUCUAAGAUGAUUCAGGGAUGUUAGUCUCUAGAUGAUUCAGUGAUGUUGAUCUCUAGACAAUUCAGUGAUGUUGGUCUAUAGAUGGUUCAGUGAUGUUAGUCUCUAGAUGAUUCAGUGAUUUGCCACUUCUUUACACCAUUUCCUCAUAUUUAAAAAAAAAGAAUAUAUAUAUUUUUUGUGGAACUGUGAAAGUGAAUGCUUGCAGGUAUAAUUAAGUCACUUUUAUUUGCUUUGAGAAAUCUUUUAAAGAGUUUGAAAUCUGUUCAGUCCUCUCUAAAAGUAAAAGUGUGGGAUAAUCUUUCUACCCUUUUUAACUUAAAUUAGAAAACAAAUGUACAAAAUGUUAAAAUAAUUGAUAACAAUUAGAUUUUAUUGAGAGAGAUUAUUGGUUUUAGAAGUAAGGUGAAGUUUUGGAAUCAUGUACUGGUAUUUUGAAUUUAUUUCAGCCUCAGUGUGGCUGAACUUGGUUGUAAAAGAAACGUUCACAUUUGAAUAAAAUUUAGUAUAUUUUUUUUGCUCUGCUCAUUUUAAUUGUGUUUUUAAGUGUAAGAAAUAAUUGGAAAUAAAGUGAAAUUAGAUUUUAAGAGUUAUUUCCUUGAAAACAAGCUGUUAUUAUAUCUUAGAUAAUUCAUUGCUGGUUCCAUAGUAAAAGUGACGGAUUUUAAAAAAAUAAAGAUUACAUUAUUAUUUUAAUUUUAUUAGGUUUGGGAUCUUAACAGGUAUUAUAUAUUGCUUCCACACUGGCUGUGUUCAACUUUCUUUUAAUAUUUAAAAACAAAAAAAUCUACAGGUGAUUUCAGGGAUGUCAUCCACAUAAAAGAUGUUGUUGUCAAUCUAACCCACAACUACAUUCUCCGAAAUGUGGGGCACUAUAUCAUCCAUACAUAUAACAAGUAAGUUGGUGUAAAAUUUGGAUUGAAAUAAAUUUCUCAUAGUCUACAGAAUAUAUAAUUUAAAAGUUUAAAAGCUUUGUUGAGAUCAUGUCUGCGACUGUGUGCAACACCAUUAUAAUACACUGCUGCAGUGUGGCUCAUUUGAUUUGAGCUAUUUUAUUUAUCAAUUAUAGAGCUGCUAAGGUAGCUUUUUGUUAAAGAGUAUCCUCGUCCAAUUUUGCAGUUGAACUCACCGCCAUCUGCUGAAACAACUUUUUUGUUGAUAUCAGUUUAUUUUAUAUGAAACUUUGUCUUGUACCUCUUUUAGUGAUGACAGCACAGAGUCACAGCUGUUUUCACGUAAUGGAAUAUAUAACAACAAUGCCACAGCAUUAAGAGAGACAACCAUUAAGAUAGGACUAGGGAGGCCAAAGUUCAUCAACAAUUAUUUGGUCAAUACUCUUAAUGACUUCGAAAUGGAAACAUAUCCAAAAUCUAUGUAAGUUUUCAACUUUUAUAUUCUCUAGGCGUGCAUUUGUCAUUUCUACAACUUUACAAAAUAUUGUCGGUUUUGCUUUUAAUUUUAUUGUAUUAAACAAUUUUAUGGAAAUAAUAUAAAAGUGCCAACAAUAACUGACAUUGAACUACCAUAGCUAAAAUACAAAUAGUUUCUCUUUUCAAAAUGCUUUGCUCAGGUAUUGGAUCUUUUUAAACUAAUACAUUUUGUGAUAUUUAAUGUUUUACAUGCAUCAUGGAAAGGGUGAUGUGCCUUUUUUUAAAAAAGCAAGUAAAACUAUGAUAAUGAUUCAACCUUACGAGGACUGGGAAAAUCCCUGAGAGUGAACAAUAUUAAAAUUGUUAAAGUAAAUUCCAAAGGAUACGAAAUUUCCUUUGCAAAGUAAAUGGAUUUAUAACAUUUAUGCCCUUUACUUCAAGAUGACGUACAUAUAAAGUUCAUCUACAAUUUGUGUGCUUUCGAUGUUAUAUAUCCACUCAUGUUUUUACUUUUAUGAUGAUAUUUUCAAAUUUAAAUAUUGGAAUCAAAGGUGUAGUGUCCCUAAUUAACUAAAAAGUCGUACAAUAAUAUUAACACAAUAUCUCACCAGGUCUUACACCUGAUUACAUAUCCAGGUAAUUUUAAUAUUCACAAGGGAUUUUUGACAUUGAAUAAAGGGUAUUUUAUUCAAUUAACCAAACGAUGUGAUUAGGAUAUUAUAAUUUAAAGGAAUGUAAGAGCAAGAAAACAUAUUUUCGCAAUAUCCAACUCAUUUUUACAUGGCCCCUAUACUGUUAUAUUCUCAAUGGAAUGAGCUAUUUACGGAUAUGUUUUUACAUCUUUCAUCAGGUUAGAUGAUGGUAGCAUCGAUGCCAAAAACAAUUGGUGGGGCUCAGAACGAACAGCUUAUAUCAGUGGCAAGACUUAUGAUUUCAGUGAUGAGGACAGAUUGGUAGAAGUCAACUUCAUCCCUCCAAUCAUUGAUAAUAGGUCAUUGGUUGAAGGUAACCAAAAAAAAAUUGGUUUGGAUUUGUUAUUUUGUGUUUUUAACCCUCUGGAGAGUGCUGGGCUAUUCUAGCGGCCCAAUAAUAGUAGCCCCGAGAUUGACUGUCUUUUUUUCUUACCAGCUAAUCAGAUUAUUUCUCGCAUUUCUUGCUUAUUUUAAUGAUAUUUUAUUUUGCUGUUUUGUGUCAUUUUAUAUCAAUUUUUUAGUACCUUGUGACACCUAUAUAUGCUUAAAUAAUAUUCGACCUUGCAAUCUGCCAAAAGGCAUUACAGCGACAGGAAAUCUUUUAUGCAGUUUUUCACAUUGAAUAUGGGUUAGAGCUUAUUUAGGCUUCAACAAUAAAAUUCAACAAAAUUCUUCAAGUUAGACAAUUUUAUUCUAUGUGUUAAAAAAAUUAUUGUAUGCAUAAAUUAUGCAAAUUAUAUCUCAGUUGCAUAAAUGUUGAGUUCUCAGUUUGAUUCAGAAAGAUCUUAUUAGUUUAUUCAAUUCCCUACAAGAAAAUAUAUAGUUUUAUAUUUGUAAAGUAAAUAGUUUAUUUUUUAUAAUUUUUUUUUUUUUUUGCUUAGUAAGUGCAGCUUGUUGAAAUGGCUCCAUCUUUUUGCCACAGACAACCCAAAAAGGCUCCGUCUCAAGAGGGUUAAAGGCAUUUUGUGAAAUAACUUUAAAUUUAUGUCUUUUUAUGAAAUAUAUCUUUCCUUCAUUAAUAUUUAACUUAAAAAUCAAGAUUUAUAAAAUUUAAAAUACAAAAUUAUUUCUAGGUGAUUGUUUACCUGGAUGGGUGCUUGAUAAGCAGCGCUGCUACCGUUACAUGGGAGGAGCACUUCCAUAUGACAAAGCCAAAGAGUUUUGCCUGGUAAGAUAAUUGUUUCAAUAAUUUUUUAAACAAAAUACUUGAUAUUUUUCUCUGUCAUUCAUUUCUUCAUCAUGAGAUAAUCAAAAAGUUGUUUAAAUUAAAUUGCUUGUAACAAAAUUACAAAUAUGUGUUUGCACAAAUUCUGUUUUAAUUUUGUAUUCAUGAUUUUGAUGAGGAAAAUACAGAGCAAGUCACACAUUAUUUCAUUGUAACCUUAUUUUCAUUAAAGGUAAAAUAGCUUUACAAAUAGCUUGAUCUUUCUGCUUUCUGGUAAAAAUUUAUUAUAAUAUAUCAGGAAUUACGUUUAGCUAAUUUGGUGUGUUAUAUUUUUCUGCAUUGACAAAGUUUUUUUUCCGACUCAAACAUUUGUUUUUUUCUCACCAGCUUCAUGGAGCAUUUUUGGCAGAAGCUAGGGACCGGGAGGGAUUCUUCAAUUAUUUAAUGAGGCUGAUGGUCAUUGAUCCAACCUUGAUUCAAAGAGUUUGGGUAAUGUCUGAAACUGGGGGAGGCCGUUGUGCUGCAUUUGAGAACUCCUACCUAGUUUAUGAGCAGGACUGCAGUCGGAAAUAUUAUCCUUUCAUUUGUGAAACAGGUAAGAUUUAAAUUAUUUUUUAACAGCUGUACCUGCACCAUUUUUUUACUGUCCGAAUUUGUCAUGCAACUGCUUCAAUUGUAUUUGUUUCAUUAUAAUCUCAAUCUUGGUUUUAAAAGGUCUUGUUUUACUUCUCUACAGCUAAUGUUUAAAAUACCUUGAAGCAAUGCUGAAAAAUGCUUACAUUUUAUUAUAUAUUUAUACAGUAUUAAUUUUAAAGGUAUUUUCGAUUUUGAUUGGCAAGACAUAGGGGAUUUUCAAAUCAAUGCUCAUCAAAAAGUUGUUUGAUGUUUAUGGAAAUAGAUGAAGAUUUCAUCAUUCACAAGCUAUUCAUAUUAUUUUUUGAGGUUGCUAAACAACAUUUAAGCACUCAAAAUAUUAUUAAUUUGAUAUUCUCAUAAAGAAUUAAAGAAUAAAAACAUCAUAUUCCUGGUAUGGUCACCCAAAUUUAGACUGGUUUCUUUACUUUUGAGUGCCUAUUUAAGAAUUAAAACUUUAAGUUUAAGAAGUUCUAAAUCUUUUUUUGGUUCAUUUUCAGAUCCCCAAGUGACUGCUCCAGAAGAACUGACUUCAGCCAUCAUGGCUAUGAUCAUAGGCAUAUCUGUUGGGGUUGGCGGGGUCAUUAUCAUCAUCAUUGUUAUUGUUGCAAUUCUUAUGUGUAUCAAGUCAAAACGCCGCGAAAAGGAAAGAUUUGAAAGGACCGCCUCAAUCAGGUCGUCCUUGAACAAUCUGAAUAAAAUAAACAGCUCUCUCAGGGGAACAAAGUCUAACCUAACGGCAUUGUCUGGAGCUAUGUCUAGGACACGCCUGGAUGAGUUUGAUGAUAGAUCCGUAGAUUACUCUGACACUAAGCAUUCUCAGAGUUCAGCCGUCAGUGAUGAUGUUGCUGAGAGUGUCAGCUCUGGCUAUGCACCCGAGCCCCGUGUGGUGAUUCCUACAGCAACCCAACAGCGAGAUUAUGGAGGCCGGCCAACAGCUGCUGCCGCUCAGCAGCAGCGAUAUAUUCCAAACCGACCAUUGGCCCCUGCCCAACAGCGGGAUAAUGGAAGACCAGUUCAUAGUUUACGACCGGACAGGUCAAAGCCAUUAGCUAAACCCCAAAAUGUAGUGAAAGGAGCUGAAGGUGGAAGACAGACACUUGAACAAGAUAGUAGGAAAAAGGAAGAUGAUAGGAGGCGCUACACCAAAGAAGAGGAUGAAGAAAGCUCUGGUUCAGUAGACAAAGAAGACUUUGAUUCAGACAGCACCUUUGAUGAAGAGGAGGAUGACAAGAAAGAAAAAGACAUCAGAAACAGAGGAACAAAAGAUGAAAAGGACGGUCGAAAUACCAUGAAUAGAGCAAAUGGCAGAUUAGUCCAAAAUGCAGUGACUCCUAAUAAACCAGGUGCAGGUCGUUACAACAAAGAUGAGUCUGGAGACAGUGACUCCAGUGCACAAAAUUCCAACAGUAGCAGAUCUGUGUCUAGUUUCACCGAUCCCAUUGUGACCCUUUCCAAAAAUAUUUUCCCUCCACGCAGCACAUCUAAAGACAAUAUAACUGAUCCCAAGAAUCCAAAAGUCGUUCACGAGCCACUUAAAUUAUUACCAGUGCCCAUGGCUCGACCCAAACCAGCCCCACCAAUGAGACCAAGGAUUGAUGAAAUGAGGCAGCCAUUAGUUCCCAAUAAUGGAAGGGCAUCUCCUGCCUCAUCAGAAGCCUCUUCACAAGCCUCGCAACCAGUUUCUGGUUCAGCACCAGCUCAGAAACUUUCAAAUAGACUGUAUACGAAUGAGCCAGGACCACAACAACCGGUCUAUGACCCUGUGUAUAACAGCUCAUCACACUUGUAUAAGAACACAGGAGCCUCAAGCCAAGGCUCCAACAGGGGCCCAUUUUAUGACCCAGUUUAUAGCGGGACGCCAUCCGACCGAAGCAGAUCAACAGACCGGUAUGAACCCAUUGAAUAUAGUCCAUCUGCUGCUUAUGGUGUAGAUCAAGCCCCUGACACUGAUUAUAUGCCCAGACCCAUGGGCAGUGCUGCCUUGAACCGCAGCCUAGAUCGUCUUGUCGACCCGGCGGCAAAACCCAACAAUUUCCGCCGGCCGCUGGUUUCAGAUAUUGACAGUUACACACCUUCUCAGCAAUCAGACGCCUCCUUUGGGCAUAGACAGCCUCAGUCUGCGGCAAGUAACCCAAGACUGGAUGAAUCUCUUCCCCCAAAACCAGGGGUGAGUUCGUCAUCUGACAGAUCUUACCAGAACAUACCCAGAGGCAGCAGGGAUCACCUAAACACUUUACCCCGUCCACCCCCGUACUCUGCGACAACAUCUUAUGCAGAUUCUAGAUCGCGAAGCAGAGACAGGCUGGACCUUUCUGGAGCUCCUUCAGCCCAACAGUUCAGAGGCAGCAGAGAAAACCUGGAUGAGAAUCCACCACCUUAUUCACCUGGAAGCAAUAUUAGUGUACGACCGUCUGGUGAUGUUCUGUACCUCAAUCAGGGCUCAAGACCCAAAAAGCAUGAAUCUGUUGAAACAGAAAUAUAGACUGUUAAGAUUCUUAUUUUGUUAACCUUCAGUUUAAUGAAUUUUAAAAAAAUGAACUUUUCUCAUUUAACUGCAGAGGUAAGUUUUAAGUGUCUCAAAAGUCAGACUUCAAUAAGAUUCAUUAUUUACUUAUUAAGCUUUUUAAAGAAAACAUUAUGUUUCUAAAUAUGAAAUAAUUGCCUUUUAAAUAUUGUGAAAUGUAAAUGAUCAUAUCCUUUUGAUAUAAAUUAACGAAAACUGUUUUUAAGUCAAUUUAAGAAGAUUGUUUGACAUAUGAUAAUCUAAAUGUUAUUUACAAACGGGCUGACAAAUUCCUAUAUUUUUAAACCAAGGAAAUUGGCUGCUUCCCCUGUGUAAAUCUAGUUAAAUUACAGUAGUUUUGUUGUUUGUUUCACCUCAAAUCAUACUUGUCCUAAAUCCUAAACUUAAAAAAAAUCUUUUUUUAAAGUUAAAUAAUCACAAAUUGGACUAUUCUGUUUUUCCACUCCUGUCAAGAGGAAAAAAAACCUGCCAUGUUAUAUCAUAGAAAAAUUUUCCACUUAUUCAUUUUAACCAGCAAAAGGUUGCUCAACAACCUGGAUUGAAACUUUAGACCUAAAAAAUGUCAAUAUUACCUUAAAAUACAAUCUGGUGUUUUUCUUUUUUUUAAUUAAGAGUGACAUGGAAUUGAUGGAUGAAGGAACCUAAUGAUUGAUCUCUCCAUUGUGUGUAAUGUUGGACUUUCAAAUUCUUUAUAUUGCUCACCAUGCAACUAUUCUCUUUGAUUCAAUUUACAAUAAAUGUACAUUUAAGAUUUUGAUAGAUAUAUUUAUAUAUACUGUAUAUAGCUGAUCAGUGCUUCUUUAGUUCACAAUUUUCUUCUUCUUCUCCUUUCUCCUCUCCCCUCCCCC